AUGUGGCUGCUCCUCAUCCUGCUGCAGGCUGCAGCCCUGCCUGCCCAGCUCUGCGAAGCCCCGGGGGAGGCGGCGGCGGUGCGGGCACUCAGCGCCCGGCUGCUGGGGCUGGGCGCGGAGGCCGGGGGGGGCGCCCGCCCCCAAGACGCAAUCCAGCACCGCUACAGCCGGAGCACCGAGGUGGAGUGGCCGGAGACGGGGCGGCUGGCGCUGUACCUGCUGGGGCUGCGGGCCACUUGUCCCCCGCCGGAGCCCGGUCCCCAGCGCUCACUGGUGACGUGGUUGAAGUACUACCUGGAGGAGGACUGGGCAGGGUCCCGGCGGCACGGCCACCCUCUCACCAGUUACUACCAGUAUAGCCUGGGCGUGCUGGCGCUGUGCAUCCACCAUAAGCGGGUGCGGGAGGAGGUGAUCCGCCGGCUCCUGGUGGCCGAGCAGCACGGCAGGUUUGGGCACGCCGGUGGCAGCGCUGCAGACACGGAGGCGGUGGCGGUGCUGGCCUUCACCUGCCUGGAGCGGGAGCGGCUGGUGGGGGCCGGGCUGGUGGCGGAGCUGCGAGCGGCCACGCGUGGGGCGAGGAGGAGGAUGGUCGAGGCGCAGGGCCAGGAUGGCUUCUUCGGCAACGUCUACAGCACCCCGUGGGCCAUGCAGGUCUUCAUCGCCACCAACACAUGCCAGACACAGCCUGCGUACGGCCGGGCCAUGGCUGCGCUACUGGAGAACCUGGAUGCCUUCACCACCGCCGCGACCAUGGCCCAGGUGCUGCCGGUGCUGCACGGCCGGUCUUACUUGGACAUUGCCUCCAUGCACUGCUGGGAGGAGCCGGACACGCUGACGCCCAUCGGCCCCGAGCCACCACCCAAGAUGCCGGGGAACAAGGUGGUGCAGCUGGUGGUGGAGUGCCACAAGCCGCGGUGUCCCCAGCGCCGGCUCUACGACCAGGUGGUGCCUGUGCCUGCUGGCGCCUCCCUCCUGGACGUGCUGAGGGUGGCCGCCGCGCAGGGACACCACAACUUCACGUUUGACACCCAGGACACCCCCCAGGGCCCCUUUCUGAGCAGGGUGCUGGGGCUGGAGGCCCAGCAGCAGAAGCGGAGCUACUGGCAGCUCCUCACCACCCCCAACACCAGCCUGCAGAUGGGUGAGUGA
Messenger RNA from Nipponia nippon (crested ibis), 1149 nucleotides. NCBI's taxonomy places the organism in Eukaryota, Metazoa, Chordata, Aves, Pelecaniformes, Threskiornithidae. The record is from RefSeq and is a predicted model, not a curated record.